UUAUCUACCUCAUAUUCUACCAUGCCAUCUUUGUGUUUUUUACCUGGACCUACUGGAAGUCUAUUUUUACACUCCCUCAACAGCCAAAUCAGAAGUUUUAUUUAUCCUAUUCAGACAAGGAACGCUAUGAAAAUGAAGAGAGACCUGAGGUCCAAAAGCAGAUGCUCAUCGAUAUUGCCAAGAAGUUACCAGUUUACACAAGGACUGGAAGUGGAGCUGUAAGAUUCUGUGACCAGUGCCAUUUGAUCAAGCCAGAUCGCUGCCACCACUGCUCUGCCUGUGCUAUGUGUGUUUUAAAAAUGGACCAUCACUGCCCUUGGGUUAAUAAUUGCAUUGGAUUUUCCAACUAUAAAUUCUUCCUUCAGUUCUUAGGUUAUUCUGUUCUCUACUGCCUGUACAUUGCUACAACAGUCUUCAGCUAUUUCAUCAAAUACUGGAGAGGGGAAUUACCCAGUGUUCGCUCUAAGUUCCAUGUCCUUUUUCUCCUAUUUGUGGCCUGCAUGUUUUUUGUCAGCCUUGUGAUCCUCUUAGGUUAUCAUUGUUGGCUUGUCAGCAGAAACAAAACCACCUUAGAGGCCUUCUGUACUCCAGUGUUUAUAAGUGGUCCAAAGAAAAAUGGGUUCAACCUUGGCUUCAUCAAAAACAUCCAGCAGGUGUUUGGAGACAACAAGAAGUUCUGGUUAAUACCUAUUGGGUCCAGCCCUGGUGAUGGACACUCCUUCCCUAUGAGAUGCAUGAAUGAAUCACAGAACCCACUGCUAGCAAAUGAAGAACACUGGGGAGACAAUGAUUAUGACAACCCAGAUUAUCCAGAAGGUUCAUCAUCUCUUGCAGUGGAAACAGAAACAUAGCAAUUUUCACAUUUCCUGCAUCUCUAAGACAGGAUCCACUAUCUUCCAUGAAGCUUACAGAGUUCAAUAUUGGGAACAAUUUGAAUCUUCAAAAUAAGUCACCAUGGCGGAUUGAAAGCUUCACAAUAUAAAAGCAUUUUAUCAAAUACUUGCUGUGCAGAUAAGUAUUUAAGGACUUUACAGUAAUUUAAUUUACUGACUGACUUCAUCAAUCCCACAGCAGUUAAUUAAAUACGGUCUUUCUAUAUUUAUCCCUUUCUCCUUCCCUAAUCUGUGAAAGCCUAAAAGCAUAUAUAUCUUUCCAAAGACUCUUUUCCUUCUUCUUGUAAGAUAAAGUGGAAUUAAAAAGACUUUCAUGGAUUCUUUAACUUCCCUGAAAAGUCCAUUAAUCAUUUCUAUAAGGUCUUUGUGGUAUUGAGGGUAAUCAGACUUCAGACUACAUGUGCUAUUUGUGUGCGUGUGCAUUUACAAGCAUGCAUACGUGCAGUACAUUUAUACUCAAUUCUGCCGUGAUGCUAUGAAAAUCAAAUUUUUAAAAAUCUGAGGUUUUUAUUCAAUCAUUUUUUCCCUAGAUUACAAUUUAAAUAUAGCUGAGCUGUGAAUACCACUCCUAUAUCAGGUAUCUACAAUUCAAGAUUCAACAGACUAUGUAAUCAAAUUGAGAAUUGAACAGCAAUGUAAAUGUAAAACCUGAUUUCAGUCAUAAAUGCGUGGUGUUCCUGAAAGUAAGUUCAGAUCAGAUUUCCACUCUACUAAAUAUAAUAGUGUUUUACAGACUUUCAAUGCCAACUUGGGGUAAUAUUAUCUAAUUACGUUUAUUUUCUAUCUAGCUUUAUUUUAACCUUUAUGAGUUAUUGUCAUGAUAAAAAAAAAAAAACAAACAAACCUAUAAGCAUAAGUUAUGGACCAUAGAUUUUGUUAAGGGUUUUAAUAAUGAUUUUUAUGUUUAAUUUCAAUAAUAUUCAUCAGGAUAAAAUUUCAUAGUUGAAAUUGGCAUAAGGAUUAGCACUAAAGAUCUGUUUUCACAGCAAGGUUAGUAUACAGAUAGUGAUUAUCUAAUGUUAAGAUAACAUUCCCUUUUUGUAUUUUUUUUUCUAUUUUUGUUUCAAUGGUAAUUCUGCCUUUAAUAUAGUCUACAUCUAUUUCCCAAUUUAUGUAUAAUCAUUCUUUCUUUUAGUCCUAGUGCCUGAAUCAAUGAGUAUGGACACUAAUGCUGCUUAUUUAUAGUACUAACUAGAGGCCCAGUGCAAGAAUUCUUGCAUGGUUGGGGUCCUUCAGGGUAGCCUGUGGGGCUCAGGCCAAAACCCACAGUCCAAUGCCUCCUGUAGCUCCUACCUGCCAGGCUCUUGCUCAUCCCAGCCCCACUGUGCCUGCCACAAGCUCGCACCCAAACAGUCCCAAUUGGGAGAAGCUCACACCGCCCUGCAUCUGGUGCCCUUCUGAAGGAAGUGGCCUGCAGGGUUGGGAUGAAACCAGCUUUCCGACACCCCCUGAGGGGACCUGGAUUGGAAAUGGCACAGGCCAGGCCAAGGGACUCCACCAAUGCACAAUCAGGACUGAGAGAGGGCUCCAGGAUGUGUCCAGUCCCAUCUUGCCCAUCCUGAUCUGCUAGACCCCAGCAGCAAGCUAACCUACCAGUUGGAGUGUCUGACCCCUGGUGGACAGUGCACAUCAUAGCACUGGUCGACCAGUCAACUGUCUACCCCCCUCCACUCCCCGUGGUCAGUGUAUGUCAUAGCUA
This is a messenger RNA of Pipistrellus kuhlii (Kuhl's pipistrelle), 2592 nucleotides long. RefSeq names its product zinc finger DHHC-type palmitoyltransferase 15 (gene ZDHHC15). NCBI's taxonomy places the organism in Eukaryota, Metazoa, Chordata, Mammalia, Chiroptera, Vespertilionidae. Gene Ontology annotation, cellular component: endoplasmic reticulum; Golgi apparatus. The record is from RefSeq and is a predicted model, not a curated record. The transcript is spliced from 10 exons. Gene Ontology annotation, biological process: synaptic vesicle maturation; protein targeting to membrane; peptidyl-L-cysteine S-palmitoylation. Gene Ontology annotation, molecular function: protein-cysteine S-palmitoyltransferase activity. The annotation marks the transcript as partial.